Molecule: messenger RNA, 1046 nt
Organism: Rhincodon typus (whale shark)
Lineage: Eukaryota; Metazoa; Chordata; Chondrichthyes; Orectolobiformes; Rhincodontidae
Product: organic solute transporter subunit alpha-like
Exons: 7
Coding region: 41-973 (310 amino acids)
Biological process (GO): transport
Molecular function (GO): transporter activity
Source: RefSeq, a predicted model, not a curated record
CUUGAACAACAUUCUGUUUGAAGAUUUACCUACAACAAUCAUGUUAAACUGCAGCAACAAUUUGCCAAGUUCUGAAGAUCAAAUGAAAGGUCUCAAUAAUGGUGAAGUUGCACUUAUGGUGAUCCUCAAUAUUGUAGCAAUUGCCACAUAUGCUACCUUCUUUGAGCUUUGGAACUAUUUACACAAUAAUAUUAUAAAUGACUCAAUCAGGGAGAAGACUCUGUUGGUCCUUGGUAUAUUCCCUGUAACUACUAUUGCCUACGAACUGGGGAUGUUUGUUCCCCGAGCUGGAACUUUCGUUGACUUUGUGGCAGCAGUUUAUUCGUGCAUAGCUUUGUUUGGUUUCUUCCAUCUUGCAAUAAAUUAUCUUGGUGGAGUAACUGAAGCCAUUGAUAAGCUACAGUAUGUGGACGCUGCUCUGAAUGUUGGACCUUGUUGCUGUUGCUGCGUGUGUCUUCCAAAAGUCCGAAUGAACAGGAAAGCUUAUAGAAUCCUUCGAAUUGGCAUCUUGCAGACUUUGAUUCUACAACCUUUGCUUCAGUUCAUUUCAACAGUCUUGUGGGCAGAUGGAAAGUUUGAUAGCAGAGAGGUAAAUUCAAGCAAUCCCUUAUUUUACAUCAAGAUCAUGCUGAACAUAUCUGUUCUAUUGUCUUUAUACGUACUUAACUUGUCACUGAAGGCUGCGUUUGGAAUUUCAGAAGCAGGCUAUCAUCUCAAAGCCAAAUAUGCAAUUAUAAUUAUCUAUAUCAUCCUCAGCAAUCUGCAGCCAUUGAUUCUAGAAUGCCUUGCAACGUAUAAUGUCAUUCCCUGUGUGGCUCUAUAUCCCUCAAAAGACAGAGCAUCGAAAAUAGACCACCAUGUAAAGAUCGUGGAAAUGUUUAUCUUGCUUCUUGUCUCCAGAAAGUAUUAUCGCAAACAAAUGCCAGACUCAACUCCGCUUUAUUUUGAAAAUCCACUUCAUAACAUGCCUUGAUUUGAUGUUUUUAAUAAUAGGUCAAAUUAUGUUUCCUCUAUAAAUUAGUUAUUUGUUCAAAAAAGGAAACUUA